AUGGCAAGUCAACUACUACGAAAGUCUGAUAUAGUAUCAGUUGCCGGUAUAGCAUCAAUUGUUCCGUCCAAAAUGGUCAAGAAACGUCGUCUCUCUGCUCCGGCAGGACCAUCCCCUUCACCUCCAGGCGCAGCUGUUUCUAGCUCCGAAACAACUACAACAGACACUCCAUCUCCUCCAACGUCCUCAAGUACAUCUAUCGAUGCAAAACUAUUCGAACGGGCCGAGAAGCUCGCACGCAUGACUAUGGAGCUCAAAAUCCACAAGGUCAUGAUGCAAACAAACGAUCUAGCUCGCGGGUACCAAGAACUAACUCGCAAGAUGGAAUCCAACGAAUCUUUCCACAAACAGCACCAAGAACGCAUGGAGAAGAUUCGAAGCGACAUUCUAUCUACCAAGGAGAAUUUACAAAAGCAUCUGCAGUCUACGGCAGGAGAUGGACUCGACUUAAGGGAGUAUCAGAAGGAGGUCGUUGCGGUCAAGAGUUCCAUGAGCGACGUUAGAACCCUUGUGGACGAACUGGUUGACAAGGUCGAUCAGCUGCCGACUUUGGCGGAAGCGAAAGCCGUUUUGGCGGGCGUGACUGCCCAGAGGGAGGCGUGUGAAGCAGCUGCCGCGGUUUGUGAGGACCACACGGCGCUACGAACCGGUCAGUUUACACUCGAUUUUUAUGAUGUGGUGUUAACUAGUCUAGAAUUCUGUCACAAGUCCAUACAGACGCGCAUUCAGGAGACUAUCAAGUCUACGCGUCGGUGGCACCACGAUCACAAGUCGACGACGCUGGAUGACGGGAAGUUCACGGCGAAUUAUCUGAAGAAGCAAUCUAAGCGGGAUCCGCGUAUGGCUGUGUAUAUACAAAAGGCGUUGCAUAGGCGGAUUAGGCGGCGGGGAAGGGCGUCUACGCCGGAGCCGCGGUCGCUGGAGGAGUUUUGUAGGGAUGUUAGUUGGGAGGAUGUUACGAGGACGGUGGAGGAUGUACUUGUGAGGCGGGUGGAGGCUACGGUGCGGUCGUUGAGUCAGAGUUCAAGAGAGUUGCCGUGA
Molecule: messenger RNA, 1041 nt
Organism: Pochonia chlamydosporia 170
Lineage: Eukaryota; Fungi; Ascomycota; Sordariomycetes; Hypocreales; Clavicipitaceae
Product: laminin domain II domain-containing protein
Exons: 1
Coding region: 1-1041 (346 amino acids)
Source: RefSeq, a predicted model, not a curated record